AUGCGACAAGGAACUGAUACUUCUCUCCCCGAUUCUUAUUAUCGCGUACAUAAUGUUGAUCAUCCAUUUUACGAAUUUCUGUUUGGUGCGGCAGCUUAUUCUGUUAGUGUUGUAGCUCUUUUCCCUUUGUAUAAAACUGUAUUCUUCCAACAACUUGAUGGCAUUUCCUGGGUCCAGGCAUUAAUUCGUUAUCGAAUUGAAGGACUUCGUAUGGCUUAUAGAGGAGUUUUGCCUCCGCUGCUUCAACGGGCUUCUUCGGGAGCAUUAAUGUUCGGUGUUCAAAGUACAACGGAACGAUUGUUAGUGAAUCAUCCUGCAACUUCCAGUUACCCACCCGUUUUACAAAAGUUUACUUCUGCUACUGUUGCUGGUUGGUGCGAAGCUAUAUUGAUGCCCUUCGAACGUGUUCAAACACUACUACAAAACAGAGAUUACCAUGGUCGUUAUAAGAAUACUUUCCACGCAUUGAUGACAGUUACUUCAGAUCACGGUGUUAAAGAGCUCUAUAGAGGAUUAAUUCCUGUCUUAUAUAGAAAUGGUGUGGCCAAUGGACUGUACUUUUGUGGCAUAAAUGGCUAA
Heterobilharzia americana is the source of this 579-nucleotide messenger RNA. NCBI's taxonomy places the organism in Eukaryota, Metazoa, Platyhelminthes, Trematoda, Strigeidida, Schistosomatidae. The record is from the annotation of a GenBank genome assembly.